UCUCACUGAUUAAUUAGAUACUAAAUUAAUUUCAAAGACAGAAGUGGAUGUUGGUGGUGAGUUAUAUUCCAACCAAAACAGCAAACCAUCCGUUACAUGGAACCGACAGCCCUCGCUAAACACGUUUUCGACUACUAUCAGCUUCUGUUUUUUCAGGACUCAUCCCCAUAUGUCGACCACAUGCACAAUAAUCGUUUUCCUCGGGCCUCCCAACAGGAGAUGAUCUGCCUCCUUCGCCCUUUUACUGCGGCGGAUAUCUAUCGGGCGAUCAUGGAUAUGAAACCCUUGCAAGCCCCUGGCCCGGAUGGAUUCCAAGCUUUGUUCUACCAAAGUAACUGGGUUAUGGUGGGUAAGACUUUGACUAAAAUGGCUUUGGAGUUUUUUGAUACGGGACAGCUCGCAGAAUCAAUCACGGAGUACCUUGGUCCUCAUUCCCAAAGUGGACAGACCCUAAAUGGUAACGCAGCUUAGACCAAUCUCGCUCAACAAUGUGAGUCUGAAAACCAUUACCAAGGCGAUGACUCACCGCCUCAAGCCCGUUAUGCGGAAGUGGAUUUCUCCAAGGCAAAGCAGCUUCAUCCCAGGACGACAAACGACAGAAAAUAUCAUCGUGGUCUAAGAGAUUCUGCACUCCCUCAGGAAGCGAAAAGGGCGAAGAGGUGGAGUGGUAAUAAAGAUUGACAUGGAGAAGGCGUACGACAGACUUCGAUGAGACUUUCUCCGAGACACCUUGAUGGAGAUCGGUCUUCCCAGCUCCUGGAUCAACUGCAUCAUGUUCUGUGUUGAAAAGAAUAAGAUGCGCAUAGCCUGGAAUAAAGAGCUCUCAAAUGCUCUCACCCCCAGCAGAGGUGUUCGACAGGGAGAUCCUCUUUCCCCCUAUCUCUUUGUUUUGUGCAUGAAACGUCUUUCUCAUAGAAUUGAUCAGGCCAUCGAGGAGAAACGAUGGAAACCCUUGACGCUCUCCCCCGAUGGCCCAAAACUCUCCCAUCUGUUUUUUGCAGGUGAUCUUAUGCUCUUUGCGGAGGCGGGGCUUGGUCAGAUAGCAACUAUUAAGGAGUGCAUGGAGGAGUUUUGUUCUAGCUCGGGACAACGAGUGAACCUUCAGAAAUCGCUGAUCUUUGUCUCGCCUAAUGUGUCGAUAGACACCGCUGCUGCCUACAGCAAUAGGGCAGAGAUUUCUCUCACCUCAGAUAUAGGGAGAUAGCUGGGUGUCAUGGCCAUUAAUUCUAGAGUCACCAAAGACCGAUACAGAGAGCUAAUCCCGAAGGUUCAGAAGAAGCUCUCAUCCUGGAAAGCUAAGAAACUCUCUCUUGCUGCUCGUUUAACUCUUGUACGUUCAGUCUCUACCUCCAUCUCUGUUUAUUCCAUGCAGACAGAGAUGCUCCCAUCCUCAGUAUGCAAGAAGAUUGACAAGAUCAACAGGAAUUUCCUUUGGGGCGACACAGAGGACAAAAAACACUCUCACCUCGUGGGAUGGAAGAAGCUCCUCGAACCGAAAGAGAAUGGAGGAGCUGGUCUUCGUUCGCUAAGACAUUCAAAUACAACGCUCCUGGCAAAAAGCGGAUGGAGGGUUCUGCAAGAGAAAGAUACUUUGUGGACUCAAGUCGUGCAGGGGAAGUACGGACGGAAUAGAGAAGGAUGUGCUUGGAACAUUUCAAAUGGGAAGAACACCAAAUUCUGGACUGACAUUUGGGCUUUGCAGGUACCACUGAAGGAUGUUGCAGUGUCGCCGAUCUCGGAGAUGGAGACUCAGAAACCAGUAGCUGCUUACAUGAAUGACGACGACCAAUGGCGGGUGGAGCUCUUCCAACAAUGGCUGCCAACGGAUGUCAUGGAUAAGAGCACGACGAUAGCUACAGAUCCGCUCUCUACAGAAGAAGACAGAUUAUACUGGCAGCCCACCUCUACCGGGGAUUUCACAGCUAAAUCUGCUUACCGGAUUGCCUUUCCUGCGCCCCAGACUACGGAUCGGCAGACCUGGAAAGCAGUGUGGAACCUUCAAGUUCCGAAGCGCGUUAGACACUUCAUCUGGCUGGGUCUUCUCCAUCGCAUCAACACAAACAAAAGGAGGUUCGAAAGGCACAUAGCUCCUAAUCCUUUUUGUCCCAGGUGUGUUAAUGUGCCAGAGACCGAGCUUUAUAUCCUGAGGGACUGCCCGACCUCCCUCUUCUAUUGGACAAGGGAGGUGUCAGCAAACAACAUGGUGGAUUUCCUGACAGCAGACCUUGAUAAGUGGGUUCGCACGAAUAUCCUUAACACGAAGACAGACAGUAAUGGCGUCCCCUGGGCCUCAAGCUUCAGCAUUGCUCUGUGGACUCUUUGGAAGAACCGGAACGAAGGUGUCUUCAACGAUGGUAGCAAGUUUUUGUCUCCCCACUCUCUGCGGCAUGCUAUCCACCUUAAGGUUAAUCUUUGGCACUAUGCCUGGAUGGCUCCCUCACCGUUGCAGCUUCGUGGUAAUCGAAAGCCGGACAGGGUCGAGGCGGAUGUUGGCUGGAGUGCACCACCUAGGGGUUGGUGUAAACUUAACGUUGAUGGAGCUUCUCAAGAAAACCCCGGGAAGGCGGCAACAUGAGGAGUCUUCAGGGAUGAUCAACGACGAUGGCUGGGGGGGUUCUACUACUCCAUUGGUGACUGUUCGCCGGCUUGUGCAGAGCUUUGGGCUAUUAAGCAGGGUCUUGAGAUGGCGUGGAGGAGAGGAUUCAGGCCCCUCAUUGUUGAGUCUGAUUCCUGGCUAGCUAUUGACUUCAUUCAGCAUAGAUUCGACCAUGUUCACCCCUUUGCCUCUCUUUUGAGAUCUAUCCGCAGGUUGCUUGCGCAAGACUGGUUGGUCAAUAUAGUACAUACUUACCGUGAAGGGAAUAGAGUCGCGGACUGGCUCUCGAAGCACGGUCUCGUCUAUCCCCAUGGUAUGUAUGAACUAGUUGACGCGCCAACCCCUUUAAUGCACAUUCUCCAGGAUGAUGAACGAGGUGUGGUUUUACCUCGAAACAUUGUCCAUUUCUCCCAAACCCCAUGUAACCCUUUCUUUGUUCUUGGCGUUUGCCUACAAUCGAUCCAAAAAGAAAAACCAUCCGUUACAUGGAUCGCAGUUCCUCAAAGCCCACAAAUUAAGGUUGGUUGAGAAUUAGACACCUAGAGUAUACUAUAGGUGUUUUAGUCCUGGCUAGUGUUGACAAUCAGCACGCGAUGGCAUCAAAAAACUUGUCAUUUUCCUUUCCGUUUGCUCCCCAAUAGCAUGCAUAAAAAAAUAAACACGAAAAUGAGUUUGGGUUUUGGGCACAAGAUUAAGCCGCACCACACAUCCUUAAUUUCCCAACAAACUCUGCCUCUCAUACUGGCUAGCUACUUACUACUACUUUCACCAUAACCCUAGCUAGCUAGUCUAUAAUUGUCGCCGAAAUUGAUGUUAUCGAUACUCUGCUAUAGCUACUCAACUUGGUUGAUGGAGCGAUGCAGUGGCCGGGCGGCGGACUGCAGUGCAGGUGGCUCCGCGGCCUGCGGUCGGGGCGUUAAUGGAUAGUUAGUUUAGUUGCAUUGGGACCGCAAAUUAUUAUCGAAAUUAUAAAACGCGGCUGCGGCCGGCGAGUACUGAUCGAUCAGUAUUUAAUCAGGCGCCAAUGGAAGCAGAGAGGAGGAGAGGAGAGAGGGAGAGAGAGAGAACAGAAAGAAAGAAAGAAUGAAAAAUGUGCAUGCGCGCCUUCGAUCUGCUGGGUCUGGUCUGGUCCCUUUGCUAGUUUCACGGCCAUAACCCAAUACGUACAGCUCUCUAGCUCUGCAGAACGUACAUAUACAAGAUACAUUCCAUGCCAAAUAAAACUCAAAAAUCGAGAUUAGUCAAUUCUCAUGAUGCAAAUAAUGACAAAUGAUAUAUAGAAGGGUAAUACGGUGAUUUGGAGAAAACGGUGGACCGCUCCUGAAAAAAUGGUCGAUCGAACGACGUAACUACAUCAUAAAGGGAAAUUACGGUCAAUUAAUGAAACACAAUGGUCGACUUUUAGGCCAUUACUUUAUCGGUCUUAGAUAGGGAUUUAAUGAUCACUUCACUAUAAAGGUUUUCGGUACUGUAAACAUGGACUUUGCUAUCACUUCAUAUGAGUCGAUAGCAGUACAAACCUCUAUGAAUAACCAUCAAGUUAUUAGUUUGUCACUCCAAUCAUUGUGGCUCUUGAACUAGCUCAAGAAGAAAAGAUGUAAGAACAUCGAAAGUAGUUAUUUGUGCAAUACAUGUUGACAAGAACACGAGUAGCACAACAUUGAUUUUUAUUUUUCACAAUGAGAAUGUAAAAAACAGUAAGAAAAUCAACGAGAUUCAUAAAAGUCAUAUGAAAUCCGAAAAGAAGAAUUUCCACUCGAUGAUGCAUCGUGAACGAAAAUCACAUCAUAGCAACUAGGGUGGGCAGUGGGCAACGAUCCUGUUCACCCCAUAUGGAAUCGUUCCGAUUGAUAUUUGGAACGAAACUGACCGAAUCGGAUAUAUUUUGAUUUGAUUUUGGUCUUAUAAAUUAUUUUACGUAUG
Linum trigynum is the source of this 4519-nucleotide messenger RNA. NCBI's taxonomy places the organism in Eukaryota, Viridiplantae, Streptophyta, Magnoliopsida, Malpighiales, Linaceae. The record is from the annotation of a GenBank genome assembly.